GUUCAUCGCUGCCAUGGAGCCGCUCUUCAUGGCAACAGUCACGGCUGUUCUCACUAAAGCUACCGGUUAGCCAGCGAUCAGUUAAGCCUCAUUUCAACAGCAAAAACCCACAACUACACCCUGACAUCAUUAAUUAGCACUUGGAGCUAAUAUUUACGCUCACCUAAACCACGUAUAGUUGGCUUGCCGCCCGAAAUGACCCAUUUGUAAAAGCCGUUUCAGGUCUGUCAGUCGGCUAGCUAAGCUAGCUAACUACCGAAGUCUGACUGGGUGUGAAUGACACAGGGAAGAGAGCUGCGUGCCCCCUGUGUAUGUGAGGAUAAUGUGCAGCGAUGGUGCCUUGUCAGACCCACGUGAUGCUGAAGUGGCAGGAGCACUUGAACAGCUCCUGGGCGGCGGAAGACAGCGUACAGACGGCCACACGCUCCGGUGCCGCGUCGCUCUACACCAAACUGCUCCACAACAAGGAGGUGCUGGGCCUGGCUCAGCCCGUGCAGGACCUGAUGGGGCCACGGCUGCCCGACUUUCAGUAUGAAUCUAGUGCCGAAGAGGAGAGGGAGGAGUACCUUUCAGCUCUGCUGCAUAGCCAGCGCUGCCUAGCCCACCGUGUUCUUGCCCGCACGCCUUAUGCCCUGUCCCUCCACCACAGGCUGGCGGUGCUCCAGAGGGUGUACUAUGCACUCCAUAGCAAGUACCACGACCGCUUCCGCACUCCGCCUCCACCACAACCAGCCUCCUCCUCCUCUUCUGGCACAGAAGGGGGCGCCCUGGAGCCCAUUUCAGAAUCAUGGCAGGUGGCUGGAUCCCGGGUGAAGUCCGGCACGGAUGUUCUGAUUGAAAUGGGUGUGCGGACAGGCCUGAGCCUCCUUUUUGCUCUCCUGAGGCAAAGCUGGCAGCGUGGGCGACUGAGUCUGGAAGAUGACCCGCCUGAUGUUGCCCUGUGUAACGAGGUGCUGGGCACAGCAUCCUCCGUUCUGGCAGCCCUGCCACCGCUUUCGCUGGCUAAUGAAAACAAAAUCCCAGCGGUGGGCUUGGACUGCCUGGCACAGGUGAGCGACUUCCUGAAGAAGACGGCAGUGAGUGGUUCCUGGGCAGACCGGGCCGGACGGCGCUUGGCUCUGGAGCUCCUGCUGGGACUGGCCGUGCAGAGAGGAUCCCUACGCUUCCUCCUAGAAUGGGUGGAGGUGGCACUGGCAGCAUCAGCUUCAUCUUCUUCAUCAUCCUCCUCCUCCUCCUCUUCUGAGCCUUCAGGUGUGGGCUAUGAGCUGAUCAGUCAGAUCCUGCACCAGAUGAGACAGUAUUCGGGUUUCCGUGGUGACUUCGUAAACACUCAGGUGCUUAAGAAGGACGCAGAUGGACUCUGCAGUCUUUCACAUGUAGCGCUCUGUCUCUUCGAAGAGAUUUGUGCCCUGGCGUCUAACUGCCUCUGCUCGUGCAGCAUGGGCUCGUCCUCCCCUGGCUCUGAGGGCGAUGCAGUGAAAGUGUAUGUUUGGGGCAGUAACAGCAGUCACCAGCUGGCUGAGGGAACUUUGGAGAAGAUCCUACAGCCCAAACUGGCACAGGGCUUCAGCGAUGCGCAAAUGAUUGAGGCAGGUCAGUACUGCACCUUCUCUGUAUCAGCUGACGGCUCAGUGAGGGCUUGUGGGAAAGGCAGCUAUGGACGUCUGGGCCUGGGAGACUCCAACAACCAGUCUGUUCCCAAGAAGCUGGUGCUGGAUCCACCUCGCACCAUGAGAAAGGUUUCCUCUUCCAAAGGCUCGGAUGGCCACACAUUGGCCGUAACUGCUGAAGGGGAGGUGUUCAGCUGGGGAGAUGGAGACUACGGCAAACUUGGACAUGGAAAUAGUGCCACACAGAAAUACCCCAAACUAAUACAGGGACCCCUGCUGGGCAAGGUGGUGGUGUGUGUGUCUGCUGGUUACAGACACAGUGCAGCAGUAACCAACGAUGGAGAACUGUACACCUGGGGAGAGGGAGAUUUCGGCCGCCUCGGCCACAGUGACAGUCACAGCCGGAACGUUCCGACACUGGUGAAGGACAUCAGCGGGGUGGGCCAGGCGGCGUGUGGCAGCUCACACACCAUUGCCGUGGCUCAGGACGGACGUAUCGUCUGGUCAUUUGGAGGAGGAGACAACGGUAAACUGGGCCACGGAGACACAAACCGUGUGUACAGGCCCAAGGUUAUAGAGGCUCUACAUGGCUACAUCAUCAGGAAAGUGUGUGCUGGAAGUCAGUGUUCACUGGCUCUCACUUCUGCUGGACAGGUGUUUGCCUGGGGCUGUGGCUCGUGUCUGGGCUGCGGUUCAUCUGAAACCACGUCUCUCAGGCCUCGUUUCAUAGAGGAGCUGAGCGUCACUAAAAUCAUAGACAUCUCCUGUGGAGACAGCCACUGCCUCGCACUGUCUCACGAAAAUGAGGUGUAUGCAUGGGGUAAUAACGCCAUGGGCCAGUGUGGGCAGGGCCACACAUCAACACCAAUCACCAAACCUAAGAAGGUGAUUGGUCUAGAGGGGGUGUCAAUCCAGCAGAUCACUGCAGGAACCUCCCACAGCCUGGCUUGGACUGCCGUCCCCACGGACAGGCAGCUGGUGGCAUGGCACAGGCCAUUCUGUGUGGACCUGGAGGAGAGCACAUUUACAUACUUGCGCAGCUUCCUAGAGCGCUACUGUGACAGCAUCAGUGGAGACACACCCCCAGCACCUUUCUCCUCAAAGAGGGAGCAUCACCAGUUUGUGUUGCUGUGUAUGAAGCUCUUGUCUAUCCACCUGUCCUUGGCCCAUGCAGGAGGCACGGGGGCUACUGUUCUCGGAGCUCAGGGGAGACCCCUCCGGAACCUCCUGUUCAGACUCAUAGACUCUAACGUGCCCGAAUCAUUGCAGCAGGCGGUGAUGAACACAUUGUCAAUAGGAGCGUCUCUCUUGCUGCCUCCUCUCAGGGAGAGAACAGAACUGCUGCAUUCACUGCUACCUCAGGGCCCAGAGAGCUGGGAGAGUCUCUCUAAAGGACAGCGUCUACAGUUGGACAUGGUCCUAAACAGUCUCCAGGAGCAGAGCCAUGUAGCUUCCCUCCUGGGCUACAGUUCUCCAGGGGAUCUAGGUGCUGGCCUUUUGCCCCCUACACCAGAUCGGCCUGCGGGCUCCUCUACCUCCAGCACUGAGGCCCCAGACCACCUUCACUUGGCUGAAGUCUUGCUUAAGACCCUCUUGCUGAGCAUCGGAUUCUAUACGGAGCGUGCCUUUGGUGAGCUAGAGAAGAACAGUGACAAGCAGCAGUCCAGUUCAGCUCAAAAACAGACUGAAGCUCCGUCUCACUUCCACCAUCUGCUGUCUGCCCUGCACAAACACUUGCUGGCGCACUGCUACAUCUACACCAAUACUGAGGAUGACAGUAGUGUGACGUUGCUUCAUAAACACCUGUGCCUGCUGCUGCCCUAUGCUGCUGAAACUUUCAGGAGGUCCACCAUUCUGCUGGAGGAGAGCUCACUGGAUAAACAUGUCAUUAAUAAGCUACACAUGGUGUUGUUUGGCUCAGUAGCCGGCAGUCUUCUGUGUCAGGUAAUGUACUCUCUGCUGCUGUUGCCUCUGGCCGUGGUCAAGCCUCUCCUGCCUCACCUGCUGUCUUUACUGGAGCACCUAAACGAGCUGAACUGCUACCUGCCCAACACCAGCCUUCUAGAGUCACUUGAGCUGGAGGGAACACCUCAGGAGGUUUCAGAGAUGUCAGAUGCUGCUCUUGGAGGAGAGUCACAUGACUGGGCAUGGCUUCUGGACCUGGAGAGAUCAGUGGCUCUGUCAAUUGGUCGGUGCCUGGGAGGGAUGCUGCAGGGCCCUCCCCUUUCUGUUCAGGAGAAGGCAGCCGAAUAUUGGCUCUGUAACCCACUCCUGAGGAACGGACUAGAGAUGGACUUUGAACAGCUUGAUUUGGCCAUGGGCUGGCUGACAGAGGCGGUAUUUCUAGGCUGUGGAGAUGCUAGGCUGGCUGACCUUCAGCUGUCUGAGGAAAACACCACGCUGGUGGAGUUGGCCCUUGGCUCCCCACGAGAGCCAGCUGCUGGUCUGUGGAGGAAGAUGAAGGAGUAUGCUGCCAGCAGAGACUGGGAUGGCGGAGCUGCUGUAGGGGACAGUUUGUUAGAGACGGCGUGUCGCUGUAGUCUUGCUGCUCUGCUGAAGCACACAGGGCUGCAGGAUGAUGCAUACUGGCAGGACAGGUAUGAACCAUGUGAGAUGCUGAUAGAGAUCUAUGAGGUGGUAUAUAAAGUCCGCACCACUCUUCUGUCUCUAAAAGAGAACAUGGCAAAUGCAGCCAAUAUCCAGCCUGCAGCAGUUGCUAAACAGGGUUCAGCAGGUUCUCAGAGCCCUGGAGAGGAGAAGCUGGAGCCCAGCAGCUCUUCAGAUCAAACAGGGAGAGAGCCAGAGCCCACUGGCCAGAACACACAACCUGCUGAACACAAUCAAGACGAUCCCACUGAGGACGAAACCCCCAGCAUCAGUAUGUACCUGCCGGAGGUGCUGCAGUGUUUCUUGGCCACGCGGGAGGCCAUGCAGCUGCAGCAGAAUGAGACGGUUUACGAGUCUUCAGGCACCAGCACUCUGCCAAGCAGUACAGAGAGUCCUGGGACACCUGAGAGAGAACCCCCCACGCGACCCUGGGACUGUCCUCAGAACACAGAACACACACUCACCUUCCCCGCAGCCUGCCACCUGGUGGUCAGCCGGUGCCUGUUUCUGCUGCUGGGGGUCCGAGCAGCUUGGCAGGAGCAGAGCCAGCUCGUUGAUACAUACACUGAGAAUAACAUGACCAGGAAGUCGACAUCCUCUUUUGAAGGGCAAAGCACUAAAGCAGAGUUUUGUGGUUCUUCAGACAGUAGGAGACAGAGUGAGAGAGAGGUGACAGAUCAGUCUAGGAGUUCCUCAGGAUCAGUUAAGAACAAGAUGGGACUGCCGCUGUGCUCUCUAGGUAUCAUGAAGGACGUGUGGGAGCGACUUCGGCAGUGUAUCAGUCCCAGCACGGUGCUGGGCUCAGGGGCUGUGGGCUCACCCAUGCUUGACCAGGUCUUCCACUUCCUGUGCGGAAGCCUGGUCAAGACCUCAGCUUUGGUGGAAAGAGCAGCAGGCGUUCAGGCUGACCCCAGAGCCAUCACUCUGGCCAUGGCCCAGCAACAGCAACGGGCUGAGGUGCGUCUAGAAGCUUUGUGUCAGAUUUCUUCCUUCCUAUCUGAGAUGGAGGAGAAGAACAGCGGCAACUCUCUGGUGCCCCUACGGUUCCCGGGCCUGCUGCAGUCAGUGCAGCUGCACUUCCUCUCUGGCUGUUUCGGACUGGGAGCUCCUGUCACAGGCAGUUUGGCCACACUCACCGACAAGCUGAACCACUACACUGCUGGCACUGAAUCGGCUUCUAUGAGCGCCCAGAGAGAGCUCCAGGCUGCAGCACACACUCUCUACCAGCAAGUGGUGCGUGUGCUCAGGCAAAAAGUAGCACUGGAGAAGGAGCACAAGGGCUCUUGUCAGCACUUGCUACUGGCUGCAGUUUUCGCACUGACCUUCCACUACCAGCCAGCCGAUCUUGUGGUGGUGAUAAAGAGUGGCCUGCUGGAGCUGCUGGCCAGCCUCACUGAUAACUCCUGUGUUCUGGUCAGUCAGCGCUGGCUGGCUGCCUCCGUCUCAGGCAACAUGCUGUUAAGUGGGGCCGUGAGGCUGGCCUCCGCCAGGCUACUCCAAAGCCUCGUCAUCGCAGCCAGCUCCUGUGAAGGUGCCUUACCACUGGAUGUGUCUCAGGCUCUGAUGGAUGUGAUGUGUGAGCAGCUGCAAGGUCUGUUGCUCAGUCUCCACCAGCAGGAGGCGCUGGAGAACAGUGCAGAAUACGACGGAGAGCUUGAUCCCAACACUAAAACUCCCAAACAAGAGAGUGCAGAGGUGCCGCGCAGUAGCAAAGUUGUGGAGUCCCAGCUUGCAGACUUCCUCGUCUUCCUCAGGCGCAUCCUUUCGCUAAGGGUAACCAAAAGAGUGUCCUCAUUCUCCAGGUGGAUCGACCCACUGAUGACAAUCAUCUCCUACCACAGCAGCUCAGGUAAUCCUCAUUUCUAUAAUCUCCGCACAAAGCUGUUAGCCUUCCACAUUCUGGAGGCUUUACUUCCAGCCUGCUCAGACCCUCUUCAGAUGAAACAGAUUGUUGAGCAGCUGUUUGGGCUUUUAUCCACCUACAUGUGGGAGGAACCUCUGGCCAUGAGGAGGAAACUAGAAAAGGCAUCCGAGAGCUCAAAGAAGGAGUGCAGCAGUGAGGACGAAUGUAUUCCUAUAGGUGAUUUCUCCUUCGAUCCUCAUAAGCUGGUCUGCUGUUCUCUGGAGAGUGGAAAUGUUCUCUCCCAUGGCUCUGGAGGGAAAGGUUAUGGCCUGGCCACCACAGCUAUCACCUCUGGCUGCUUCAUCUGGAAGUUCUACAUCACUAAAGAGAACAGAGGAAAUGAAGGUACAUGUAUUGGAGUGUCCCGCUGGCCCAUUCGUGACUACAACCACCGCACCACUACAGACAUGUGGUUGUACCGGGCCUACAGCGGCAGCCUAUACCACGGAGGUGAGCUGGGCCGGGCACUGCCCUCCUUCACCCAGGGAGACACCGUCACCUGCAUCCUGGACAUGGAGGCCAGGACCAUCUCCUUUGCCAAAAACAACAGGGAGCCCAAGCUGGCAUUUGAGGGAGUGGAUGCUACAGAGCUUUACCCAUGUGUGCUCUUCUACAGCAGUAACCCAGGAGAAAAGGUGGCGCUGUGUGACCUGCAGAUGCGGGGCAUGCCCAGUGACCUGCUGCCAGGUGACCCCCUGUGCAGUCCUCGGGCCACCGUACUGGUCGAGGCUACAGUUCAGCUUCUGCGGCGGCUUCACCACAGCGACGACUGGGCGCCUCACAUUAACCAGCACAUGAGCCGCAGACUAGACCUCAUCGGCCCUAUAAUGAGAGAGGGAGCCCACUGCAGACAUGGUCAUGGCAGUAAGGAUCAGGCAGAGUGUGGAGUGAUGGAGAGAGAGAGGAGUCCAGGGGAGACCUGGAAGAGUCCUGAACUUUUCUGUGGUCCCACGGGUCUGUCCGAGCCCCAGCUCAGCGUGCUGUGUACAGAGGUGUGGCCAGUUCUGGCCCUGAUUGGAGGAGUGGACAGCGGGCUCCGGGCUGGUGGCAUCUGCCUACACAAACCCAGUGGCCGGCGGGCCACUCUGUUAGGGGUCCUUAAGGAGGGAAGCCCCCUGGCUAAACUACAGUGGGAGGAGACCGAUCUGACUGUGAGCUUCCUGAAUUCUUGGUCACCCAGCGAUACCCCUCUGUCGUUUCUGGAGCCAUGUGAUGUGCCCCAGCUGGAUGUUUCCCGCUGCAGUGGAUUCACUCCUGCUGUUCUCUUUCACCUCAUCCUGCUGACUGGUGUGCUGGAGGAGCCAGAGCUUGAAGCUGGAGCAGGAGCAGGAGCCAAAAUGGGUGGAAGGGUCUCAGGGAAACCCCGAAAUAACUCCCAGAGUAACUCUGAGGGUGGAAGCCGUAGCGAACUUGAGCAGAGACUGGACGAGGACAUUGCACGUGUAAUGAUGUUGGAAGAAGGGAUGACUGGCCUAAUGACCAGCUUGACCGAAGAGGACAAAAACAAGGGGGAUGAGAGAAAAGAGGAGCACCAUGGUGAAGCAGAAUCCCCCAGAACCCCUAAACCCUCUGCAGAGGAGCAAGAGGGUUCCCCCUGUCCACUGACACUGUCAGUGCAACCAAGAACAGACCUUUUUGCUCUGGAGCUUCAUGCCGUCCGCAUAUCCUACCUCCUGCUGGGGGCAUUGAAGUCCCUUGCUGUGAUUCUGAAUUGUGGGAAGUUUACAGAUCUGCUCUUGGUGCCUAAAGCAGAGGCAGCAGCUGGCCUGGGCAGCCCUGAUCCAGCCAGAUGCCCUGCAGCAGCUGCUGGGGAGGAGAGUGCUGAGCUGCGGUCCGUUCUGCAGUUCCUGGUGCGCAGCAUGGUGAAAUGGGCCGUCAGACCAAGCCCUAUCAAACAGUCUGUGGCUCUGGCAGACCUGGAGAGAGCUCAGGUCAUGAUCUUUAAAGGUGCCCUCUGCAGACUUCAGGAGGACAGCGCUAGCAAAGAGAACAAAGAUUCUGCAGGCCACGGCUCAUCUCAGCCUGUAUCGAAGUCUUCCAGCUCCGUCUCGCUGUACAGCAAUGGUUCAGAUGGGACUGCCAUCUUUGGCCAGUCAGCUUCCUCCUCCACCAAUGACCUGACGACCUCACUCCUCUCCGCCCUGCAGGCUGACGGCUUGGAAAACUUCAACCCUUUCCUGCCCAUCAACCUCCUACAGCGGAUGGUGCUGGCCCGGUUCCCCACGCUGGCUGGUUUGGUCCACAGCCCUGUGCUACCCCCUGGGCUCAGCCUGGUUGGCUCCGCCCCCUGUGAGGGAUACACAGAGCAGCAGACCAGCUUCCUGGAGCCCUGCGGCCAGACCAGAACCCCCGUGGACCAUCCCCAAAUGUUUGUCCCUGUUCGGUUGUUAGAAAUGGGCUUCUCUGUGAGACACAUCUACAGAGCCAUGGAAGCUGCAGGGGUCACAGGUGAGGUGGACUCUGCUAUGAUUGAGGUUUUGGCGAGCUGGAUGCUGGAGCACCCACUGACUGAGGAACAGCACGCAGGAGAGGGCUCAUCAGCAGGGGGUGCCACUGACACACCCUCAUCAGAAGGGCCAGAGACAGUCCAGUGCCCGGAGUCUCCAGCUACACUUAGAGAACCCAGCGAGAGUCUGUUAGCUGGGCUGGAUCUGGUGGAGAGAGAAAACUUCUUGGACGUCCAUCUAACACGGAAUAGGCCUCCACCAGCCCGGAGACAGCGCUCAGGCCUGAGCCAGCGCACAUCCUUCAGGAGAGCAGAUUCUCCGUCGCCUGGCCCAGUCCCAGCCCUCUACAGACAAGAAGUGGGCGUGUCUGAGUGGCCAGAGCGGGCGGAGACUCACCCGUUUGCAGCAGAGGAGGAGUCGGAGCUGGGCUACAUGGACGACCCAUACCAGGAGGAGCCGUAUGAGGAACUGCUUACACCUGAAUUCAUCGCCUCUGAGAGAGACACACUCUGGAUGGUGGAGGCAGGAGAAGAACACACUGAGGCUCGUGAGAUGGUGGAGUGUGAGUUGUGUAGCACUCUCACUCUGCAGUUUAACACCCACAUGAAGCGUCAUCACCCGGGCUGCGGUCAGAGUGCUGGCCGCCGUGGUUACCGUAGCAACGGAGCUUAUGUGGAUGGCUGGUUUGGUGGAGAGUGUGGCUCAGGUAGCCCCUAUUACCUGCUGUGCUCAACCUGCAGGGAGAAGUACCUGACUGCUAACAUGGGAGAGCUCAGCUCCAAACACGAAAGAACAAGGGGUCUGGCGUCUGAUCUGAUUGGCCGGUUGGACAGUACCUCUGAUGACGAAUGGGACCCUGGACACCAAGAGGACUCUGACUCAGACAGACUGACUGGUUUGGAGGAUUUUGGAGUGCUCUUGAGGCCUUUGGGGCUCAGUGAGAAGAAGCUGAUCCCGGACCCCAUACCCUUCAUUGAGCCCGACCCACUUGGAGCCAAUGUUACUGGAGACAAAAACCUGCAGUACAGAGGUGUGGUGAGCACAGAGCUGAAGGGCUCGGCAGGUUUGCUGAGUCUGGGGGAGCAGGCUGCGUCUCUGAGAGAAGCUCAGGAGAGACUGGUGGCUUUGAGGAGAGUGACAGGCACUGCCCAGAUCCUGCUGGCAUACAGCAUGGUGCUGAGGGCCCUGUCCCAAAUCUCCUCCACUAGUUCAGUGUGUAAUCAGUCCAGUGGGCUGGAGGCUCUGGGCCUGGCAGAUAUUCGAAUCCUUGUGAGGCUGAUGUGUUUGGCAGCAGGUGGGCGUGUCCACAUGGAUGUGGACCAGCAGGGCUCAGGACGGGGCUCUGUGAGUGACAGCACAGGCUCCGCCUUCCUGUCCUUCCUCAGCUCUGCUAUUGGCAGCUUGGUGUGCCACAGUGCUACAGCCUACAGAGAGCUAGUGGACAUAUGCACUCAGGAUCUGAUGGCUGCUGCUACCGGAAUGAAUCUUGGAGCCAUUGCUGACCCACAGCAGAGAGGACGCCUGAGCGCUGGCCUAAAGGGGGCCCCACGGGAUCCCAAAGAGUUCACACACCCCACAUUUCUGGUCACUCAGAGCCUAGUGUCACUCCUGACGGAGAAAGGAGUUCGUUACCGUUAUAGUGCGGAGAGAAUGGAGUCCACUGAGUCUAAAGAGGCUGGAAGCCCCCCGACCCCAGUCCCGCCUCUUUCUCAGAGUGCGCUGCGUGUGGGACCUCUGGAACUGGCGAAUGCUCUGGCAGCCUGCACUCUCUCCGCUAGGCUGACCAGUAAACACCGUCAGUGGGCAGCUCAGCAGCUGCUACAGGCACUCGCAGCCGCGGAAAGGGACAGCCCCAUCCGACCCCAAACCUACAGCGACAUGGCUGGAGACCUGCGCAAGUGUCCACUCAGAAAACUGGAAGCUCACCACAACAGGGUGACGAGUUGCAGUUGGAGUGCAGAGCAGGGCUUGUUGGCUACCGGUUCUCAUGACGGGACGGUUCGCCUGUGGGACAUCUCUCAGAACACUGCAGAGCUGCUACAUACUCACAGCUGCAGCAGUGAGGCUGCUUCUGCUUCUGAUGGCUCUGUGGGAACUCACCUGCUGUCUCCAGUUAUGUGGAGUGCGCAAGGAACGUAUCUGGCCGCCUUCCAGAACAAACUCAUCAACAUCUGGACCGUCCGCGGCUCUCAGGUUCAUGUGGAGGCACAGCCUUCCUGGGUGACUGCCAUGUCAUGGGUCCACAGCUCCAGCCCCUUCCCCAGUCAGGGCGCUUCAGGACAGAGCUCAGCUGAGAGCUUGCUGCUGGGACGACUCGAUGGUUCCCUUUGCUGGAUGGAGGUGUCAGAACAAGGAGGGGGAGGAGGAGUGCAGGUGGAGAGCACAGAACUACCUCACUGCCAAAGGAAAGAAGCUCCUCAGUGUUUGUCCUGGUACAGUACUGAUAGGCCGUUUGCCGUGGGUUACCCUGAUGGAAAAAUCCUGUUAGCAACAGCUGAGUGCUACGACAUGGAGCAACCAGUACUGCUCACUGCUUUCCACGAAAGUGUGAGUGCUUUACGGUGGGACCCCACGGGUCACCUGCUGCUGUCAGUGGGCCGUUCUGAGGUGGUGAAGAUUUGGGGUCGUGUUGGAGGAACAUGGGUGAUUCUGCACUCCCUGUUCCACACUGGGACGGUUAAUGUCGCAGAAUGGAGCCCUAUGCCUGGCCGAGGGACAGAUCCUCGCCUCAUGAUGGCUGUUGGGUGCCAAAAUGGUCUCUUGUAUGUGUGGACUGUUCCACAAGGGGGCACUAGCGUCUCAGUGCCCAAUUUCCUUGGUGCUUCUACCAGCCAGGAGAGGAGUGCUGUGGUCAAGCGUGGCAAUGCCAAGUGUGUGUUCAGACUGAGUGGACACAUCACAGCAAUAAAGACGCUGUCCUUUUGUCCCAGUGGACUAGCACUCAUCUCCGGAGGAAUCGGAGGCCUGCUCAAUAUCUGGUCUCUGAGAGAUGGUUCAGUCCUGCAAACUGUGGUUACAGGACUAGGCUCUGUUGUCUGUACCAGUUGGAUACCUCAUGUGGGUGUUGCUACCUGUUCUGGGAGGUCCAAGGAUGUGUUGCUGAUUCGCUGCAGUCCAGACUGGAUCACUCAGAACCACAUCCUGGCCUCCUGCCGCACUGUGCUACGCACACAGGGCAUUCUGGGAUUGAACCGCGCCCCCUGCAUGGCCGUCUUCUUGGAGCGGCUCCCAGUUCUACUACAGGAACAGUACAACUAUGAAAGGAGUCAUGUGAUGGCUGGAGAUCAGCUGGUCCACAGCAGCUUCCUGCAGAGCCUGGCCUCUCUGGCCGUUGGGCUGUCCCUGGACCAGCUGCUGAGUCGCCAGCCUGUAGCUCCUCACCACGUUGGAUCAAGCGCUGGGUCAGAUACCCUCAGUGUUCCCUCUGCCCAGUCUGAAUGGAACUGGCUGUCCACCUUUUCCAUCACAGUGAAGAGCGCAGAGGCUUUUGCCCGUGGCACCACCUUCCCCGAGGCCUUCACUAUGCCAGAGCUCCAACAGCCCGGGGCCACUGACAGUGCCAGGGCUUUGGACAACAGCAAGUGGAGCUUUAUGAUGGAUGAGCAGCUCAUGUUGUGGGCCACCAGCAGACCCGAGGAUUGGCAGCAGGGUGGGAAGAGUGAAGUGUUCCUGUGGGGUAACGGACGACAUGGGCAGCUUGCAGACGCUGGUACCAAUGUUUCUGUGCCCACCCUCGCCCCCUCCCUAUCUCAGACACAACAGGUGGUAUGUGGACAGAACUGCACAUUUCUGGUGCAGGCUAAUGGAACAGUGCUGGCCGUGGGCGAGGGCAGUUAUGGCAGACUGGGGCAGGGCAACUCUGAUGACCUUUACACACCCACGGUCAUCUCUGCACUGCAAGGUUAUGUAGUAACUCAGCUGGUGACGUCAUACGGUUCGGACGGUCACUCUCUGGCUCUGACAGAGACGGGCGAGGUGUUCAGCUGGGGUGACGGGGAUUACGGGAAACUGGGCCACGGCAACAGCGAGAGACAGAGACGACCCAAACAGAUCGAGGCUCUGCAGGGAGAGGAAGUGGUGCAGCUGGCGUGUGGUUUCAAACACUCUGCUGUGGUCACGGCUGACGGGAAACUCUUCACCUUUGGCUGCGGCGAUUCUGGGCGCCUAGGUCAAAGGUCAACUUCCAACAAGAUGGUGCCGGAGAGGGUCACAGCGCUGGAAGGCUACCACAUUGGACAGGUGUCCUGUGGUAUUAACCACACUCUGGCUCUGUCGUCAGACGGGAUGACCCUCUGGGCAUUCGGUGAUGGGGACUAUGGGAAACUUGGUACAGGGCCUUGUACAGUCAAAUGCUAUCCUCAGAAAGUGGAGACUCUCUGUAAUAAGGGGCUAAAAAAGGUGGGCUGUGGAACUCACUUUUCAGUGGUGCUGGCCAAAGAUGGGCAUGUCUACACAUUCGGCCAAGAGCGUCUGAUAGGGCUUCCUGACUCCAUGCUGAAAAAUCAUAACCGGCCACAGAUUGUACCUGCUCUGGAGGGCAUUUUCAUCGAGGACAUUGCUGUGGGCUGUGAACACAUCCUUGCUCUGUCCAACACUGGAGACGUGUAUGCAUGGGGCUGCAACUGUGAGGCUCAGUUGGGCCUGGGUCACUCCAGUCCAGUGAAGGAGCCCACACUGGUCACAGCUUUACAAGGAAAAAAUAUCAGACAGAUCUCUGCUGGCCGAUGCCACAGUGCUGCGUGGACUACCCCAUCGUCAUCGAGGACUUCAGGUUCUGCAGGACUGCAGCUGGGUCUACCCCAGACCAUCCCCCCUCAGUACAACGCUCUGAAGGAGUGCAGCCCUGAGGAACUGGGCAUACGUCUCCGAGUGCUCUACCACUUCUCUGACCUCAUGUACAAGUCCUGGAGGUUGCUCAACCUGGACCCACGCAAUCAGGUGCCUGCAUCCCGGUACAGUUCGGGCACAGCCGCCAUAGUGCAGGGUCAGCUCAGAGGACUUUUGUCCCCCAAAGUUAACACGCUGCCCCUGAUGCGCUCCAUCGGCCGCACCAUGACCCAGGGCAAGACCUACGGACCACAAAUCACUGUUAAAAGAAUCUCCACCAGGGGACGCUCGAGCAAGCCCAUCUUUGUGCAGAUUGCUAAGCAGGUGGUGAAUCUGAACCCCACUGAGCUGCGGCUGCCCUCCAGGGCCUGGAAGGUGAAGCUGGUUGGGGAGGGGGCGGAUGAUGCAGGUGGUGUGUUUGAUGACACCAUCACUGAAAUGUGCCAGGAGUUGCAGUCUGGGGUGGUAGAUCUACUCAUUCACACACCCAACAGUUCUGCAGAUGUGGGCAGUAACACAGACAGGUUCUUGUUGAAUCCUGCAGCCAUCUCAGAUGAGCACAUGGUGCAGUUCCAUUUCCUGGGCAUCCUGAUGGCUGUGGCUAUCCGCACCAAGAAGCCAUUGGACCUGCACCUAGCUCCUUGGGUUUGGAAGCAGCUGUGCUGUAUUCCCCUCGGGGGAGCAGACCUGGAGGAAGUGGACCUCCUCACCUACCGUUCACUGCAGGGCAUCCUGCACCUGGACGACAGCAGCAUCAAUGAGGACAACUUCACUGUGAUGAUCCCUUUGGACUCGUUUGUGGCUCACAGUGCUAAUGGGAAGUUGGUGCCGGUGGUCCCGGGUGGGCACAACCUCCCUCUGACCUUUGGUAACAGAAAUGAGUAUGUGGAGCGGGCACUGGAGUACAGACUGCAUGAGAUGGACAGACAGGUUGCAGCAGUGAGGGAAGGCAUGUCUUCCAUCAUCCCCGUGCCGUUACUCUCUCUGCUAACGGCUCGGCAGCUGGAGCAGCUGGUCUGCGGCCUGCCUGAGGUUUCCGUGGAGAUGCUGAAGAAAGUAGUGCGCUACCGUGACAUCACCGAGAGCCACCAACUGAUUGUCUGGCUUUGGCAAAGCCUUGAGGAGUUCACCAAUGAGGAGAGGGUGCUGUUCCUGCGCUUUGUCUCAGGACGCUCCAGGCUGCCGUCCAACCCCGCUGACAUCACACAGAAGUUUCAGAUCAUCAAAGUGGAUCGUCCUGUGAACGGUCUCCCCACCGCCCAGACGUGUUUUUUCCAGCUGCGUCUGCCUCCCUACACCAGCCAGGCUGUGCUAGCCGAGCGCCUGCGCUACUCCAUCCACAACUGCCCCUCCAUAGACAUGGACAACUACAUGCUGUCCCGCAACACGGACCCAGCCGAGGGCUCCGACACCGAGUACUAACCCUCCAGCCCUCAGCUUGGAUGCUAUUACACGGGGGGAAAAAAGAAAAGCACAAAAUGCAUUUGGUCUGGUCUGUUUUUGUUUUCUUUUUUUUCAAAUCGCCUCUGGCUCCUCUCUUCCUUACUGGUGCAAUACAGAAACCACUCACUCCUGCAGUACAGGACAAGAGUGCUGAAGCAAUCCACUACUUUAUUUAUUAUUUUUAAUUUAAUGUCUCUGCUUGGUACAGAAUAUCUAAAGUCUUGUCUGAGAAGACUGUAAAAAAACAAAAAAGAACUCUCCGAACUAAAUCGUUAAAAGCAUUAAAAGAUCUGUGCCUGGAAUGGUUGCUGAGUCAGGUUAGCUUCAGCUAACUGGAAGCGAACUUCUAAAAACUGGGAUGAGUCUAACAGGUGAAGUUACGAAAGCAUCAGGCAGCUUCCUAAUCCCAGUUUACGCCAAAGGCUCCUUUACAGCUGUAACAUAAGUUUGUUGCAGCUUCAUGUCAUUCGGACUUGGUGAGUUUUUUCGAUGGGAGCAUCGAGAGAGUGUGUUUAAGUACUAGUCAACAAAUUGAGGCUUCCCAAUACAUUGUAUCUCGAAUGAAUGUAUACCUGCAAAUGCCAUGCACAUAUGCACUCGGAUGCAUUUUUAUUUGCCAAACAGUGUAACUGCUAUUGCAUUACAGUACUACAUAUUAGCAUUGGAUAGAACUUUUGUUGGUUCAUUUAUUUAUUUUCUGUGUGUAGAAUUACAUGGCGUGAAAUGUGUGUUUUUUCUUCAGAGAGAGGUACGUGUGUGUGUGUGUGUGUGUGUGUAUGUGUGAGUUUGAUACACCUACUGCUCAGCUACAGGUCAUUUAUUGCGAUUAUGAGGUAUUGGCUUCAUGCCCCAGUACUGUAAGUAGAUUGUGUUUGGACUGCCAUAGGGAAAACCUCUGCUUCUCUGUAGAGGCCUUGAUGACUACUGUGUGCCGUGGUUUACAGUAUUGCUAAUUUAUUCUCCUUUUUUGUUCUUUUGUAAAAAAAGAGGCUUUUUCUUGUCGUAAGGGAAUAUUUGUCUGUGGUCAGUUCCACCGUGGGUGGUGGAGACUGAAGGGGCAGUGGAUGUUGUAAUGGUUUGCACAUCAGACUUGUAUGCAUUGUGCUUGACUAUACAAAAAAAAAAUCCCGUUCAUGAUGAUAUUAAAAGACUUAGAG
Colossoma macropomum (tambaqui) is the source of this 15994-nucleotide messenger RNA. RefSeq names its product probable E3 ubiquitin-protein ligase HERC1. Bases 333 to 14816 code for a protein of 4827 amino acids. The transcript has 83 exons. Gene Ontology annotation, molecular function: ubiquitin-protein transferase activity; protein binding. The record is from RefSeq and is a predicted model, not a curated record. Lineage: Eukaryota; Metazoa; Chordata; Actinopteri; Characiformes; Serrasalmidae.